AUUGAAGAGACAGCAGAUCCAGGCCUCUUUCGUGUCUGGGCCCUUGUGGGAACAGAGCUUCAUUUUGUGCGACUAAAUGUGCCACGCAUCUUCUAUGUGAACCAGAAGACACCCAGGGAAGAAGAAUUGGGUGCCCUCUGGCGGAAAGCCUCAAAAAUUCUGCCUCGUAAUCACCAAGCCCUCCAUCUCUAUCAGUAUGCUGUACCUGAGGUCCUGUUCCAGCAACAUUGCAAGUUAGGUCAGCUGGUGGCAGAUCUGUCAUCGCCAGACAUAGAAGGAAUCUAUGAGACCCAGGUUCCAUUACUCUUCCGCAUCCUUGUGAGCUUGGGAUGUCUCUGUCGAGUGGACCCAAGCCAAAGGCAGAUCUUGUCUCGCAAUGGCAUUGGAGUGACAAAAUCAUUUGAGUUGAACAAUCUUCUCUUCUGUACAACAGCACAGAGUUCUUAUUUGGAACAUGGCUCCAUUCAAUAUGCCUUCCUCUAUCUUGUCAAGUAUGAUAAAAAGGGGAUUAUGGGCCUGGUCAUGCCUUCACUGAACAGAGGAGUUGUGUAUGGUGUUGACACAGUGGCAACUAACCAGAUGCCAAAUCUCACAAGCCUGUUCAGGGCAGAAAGGAAUGUGAGGAUAGAGAAAGGACACGGAGAGGAAACUCUACCAAGUUCUAACAUCAAAUUUGAGAGCCAUAUUGUGACCAGUGAAACUGAUUUUUUUCGGAGAAUGAACCUGGAACUUCAGGCAUUCAAAGAUGAGAAACGAGGUCCUGCCAUGGUCAUUGUCCAGGCCAACACAGAAUUGGGAGCAUUGGUGGGAAGCAUGUCGGGCUUGCAAGAGUUUCCGUGUGUUCCACUCCAUAUUUCCCAGGAUGAUGACUUGGGCCUAUUUCAACUGGAUUGGCAAAGGCAAGUGUCUCGAUCUUUUCUGCAAGCCUUCCUCCGCCUCCCCAGACGUCUGGCUGCUCUGCUAGAACAUAGUAGAUACCUCCAUGUCCCGGUUGGAAAUCUUCCUGGUGAUCUUGCCAUAUUUGGAUCAGAUCUCUUCUACGCUCGGCAUCUGCAACGUCAUAAUGCCAUCCUUUGGGUCUCUCCUACUGAAGUCCCUGAUCUUGGAGGCAGAGAAGAUGAAGAUCUCAGGUUGAUGUGCUGGAUGGAAGAUGAACAGCAGGAGGAACAAGGGAUCAACAAGUCUGGCUGCUAUGAUGGGGUCUGCGUUGAACUGGAGAUUGACUGUCUGCCUGUGGCAGCCCUCCUUCAAGCUCCUCAUAUUCAUGAAGGAGAAGGUUCCAGUUGGAGUAUUUCCUUUGAGGCAGGAUCCAUUGCACCCUCUAUUGAGUCUUUAUUUGGAGCUGAAGGGUCAGGAAGUGCUGGGCCCCAGACCCCACUUGCAGGUGGUGCUGUGUGUGGUGCUGCUCUCAGGGUUUUACGGCAGAUGGUUGCAACUUGGCUGAGGGAUGUUGCCCUUCACCAGAAUGCACAUGCUGAUCUCUUAAUUGUUCACUUCUACAGGUGGCUACAUACUCCAACGGCUUACCUGUAUGACCCUGCCCUCCGUCGAGUAUUGAGGAGUCUUACAAGGAAGCUAUUCUUACGUCUUGUGGGAGAGCUGCACCGCUUGGGGGCAACAGUCAUCUAUGGAGAUUUUAGUCGAUUAGUGAUCUAUACUAAGAAGUUUGAAGUCCAAGAUGCACUAUCAUAUGUAACAUAUAUCACAGAGCGCAUCAGGGAACAAGAACUAUUCCGCAGUAUUCAGCUCUCUCCUGUUCAUUGCUGGGAGUAUCUUCUAUGGCUUGAUCAUGCUAAUUACGGAGGUGUGCGUUCAAAGCUGGAUACAAACCAUGAGAGGCAACAGAAAGGUUUGAAUGGAGAGUCAGAGGAAGUUAUCCGUGUUAGUCAGAAAGAGCAAGAUGAAGAAGUGGAAGAUGAUGAAUCUUCUGAGAUUGAGAUGGCGUGGCAGAUGGGUCUUGCACUUCCAGAUGAAGCAUCGUGUCGUAUGAACUUCAUAACAGUUGUGGCCUCAUAUAUAACUGCCAUUUAUGAAACUGGCAAGGAGCUCCACUUGACUCAGUCUCAGAUGAGAGUCACAGGAGAUGAGAAUCCUGUGAUAAAAUUUGCACGAGAACUUGUCACAGGAGAACUGUCACAGAAAGUUUUUGAAGUGACACAGAAGACACAAAAGAAACUCACUGGGUGGAAGCCUCCAUCACUGAAAGAGCUAGAGAAGGCUAAUGAUGUGAAACCUCUUUGGGCCAGACUUGCUCAGCAUUCCAAUCCCACAUUGCAGUUUGUCAAGGCCCUCUGCAAAGUCCUGUCUCUUGAUUCCAAAGUAGAGGAGGAAGUGAUGAGGUUGAAGAAGAACCUUCUCCAACUGAUAGGGGUUGGAGAGUUUAGUCCUGAGGCACAGUGGGCUCUGGAAUCUCCACCUCCUUUCCCAACUCCUGAACUUGUCUGUUCAGUUUGUAAUCAGGCAAGGACUUUGGAUAUCCUGAGAGAUCCUCAUCAAGUCCUCAUUAAUGACAGGCCAGAAUGGUACUGUCCAGGAUGUCGAACACCCUAUGAUAUGAAUGCCAUUGAGUAUCAGCUGGUUGAGAGGGUCAAGAGAACUCUAGUCUCAUUCACACUCCAAGAUCUGAAAUGCAAACGCUGCUCAGAGGUGAAAGCAAGCAACAUGGGGCUGCACUGUGACUGUGGCGGGAAUUACAUGUGUUUAACACCAGCUCAUGAAGUGAGGGAGCAGAUGCUUCUCUUUAACUGUGUUGCCAAGCACUACAAGAUGCCUAUCCUCAACAACAUGGUGGAGUGGAUUCUGUCUUUCAAUAGCAGGAAAUCACAGUGA
Molecule: messenger RNA, 2829 nt
Organism: Darwinula stevensoni
Lineage: Eukaryota; Metazoa; Arthropoda; Ostracoda; Podocopida; Darwinulidae
Source: the annotation of a GenBank genome assembly